CACGCAGUGCGGGCGCGGGAAGCGCGUGUCGCGCUUAGGUAGUUUCUGUGAUUGCUUACCCUAAAUGAGAGGGGAAAGGACUCGGAACUACUCCCUUGUUUGUAUAUGUCAUCAGUUUCGUUUUAUAUCACUGGCUACCGAGUGUUAUUGAGCCUGCUGAAGAGUUUUUUCAGGACGUGAAGCGACAACUGAGUGCCAGAAUACCAAACAGCAUAAACACGUAGUUUCUGCAUUUGGUCCAUGACGCUGAUGCCACCAUAUCCAGACAGAAAAUGAAGAGACUUUGUAAGAUAGCCCUUCUUGGGCUUAUAUUUUUGAUACAUGCAGCUGGGAGUUUUGGGAAAGGAGAAGAUAGGCAGGAUACUGACUCACUCAGAAGGAAUGAGUACUACAACAGUAACAUGGAUGGAGAUGUUACCUUGGAAGAUGAGCAGGAAGAUACAAUUGAGGAAGAAAUUGAAAAGCUGGGGAGUGACAUUAAGGCAUAUUUCAAGCACAGCGACAUAGAGAAAGGUCACAUAGAUAACACACAAAAAGAGCAGGUAUCGGCUGUGAUCCCGACCGCCGACGAGGAGGACCUGAUGCUGGUCUCCACGCUGACGGGCCGGCUGUACGGCCUGAGCCGCGCCUCGGGCACCGUGCUCUGGACGCUGGAGCGCGGCCCGGCCGUGCGCGCGCCCGACACCCAGCUGCGCCAGGCCGACAGGGCGGCGUUCCUGCCGGACCCGUCGGACGGCAGCCUGUACAUGCUGGGCGGACCGGGCCGGGACUCGCUGCGGAAGCUGCCGUUCACAGUGCCGGAGCUGGUGUCGGCGGCGCCGUGCCGCAGCUCGGACGGCCUGCUCUACACCGGCAAAAAGGUGGACGGCUGGCUGGCUGUGGACUGGGUGACGGGCCAGGUGCAGGAGGAGCUGACAUCGGAGGGCUCCAGCCGCUCGUGCCCGGUUAACAGCCCGCACACUGUCUUCAUCGGACGUACAGAGUACACAGUGUCGAUGCACGACAGUAAGGCGGGCAGCCGGCGCUGGAACAUCAGCUUCACCCAGUACUCGGCGCUGGAGAUGCCGCCCGAACUGCUGGCCAAGUACCCGAUGAACCAUUUCUCCACCACGUCGUCGGGCCGGAUCAUGAGCUUCAGCCGGGAGACGGGCAGUCACCUCUGGCAGACGGAGCUGGACUCGCCCGUCGUCGCCGUGUACGCGCUGGCGUUCGACGCGCUCUACGCCGUGCCGCAUACUACCGUGGCCACGGAGACGCUGCGCGCGCUCACCCAUGACGUCAUGGAGGCCAGGCAGCUCGUGCCCACCCUCUACAUCGGCGAGCACAAGCACGGCCUGUAUGCGCUGCCGUCAUUGGUGGACGCGUCAACCGUGCACGUCAUCACCAGCCAAUCACGGCGCCCGCUGAUCGACGGGCCGCGCGACGGGGGCGGAGACUCGGCCACCGGUGGCCAAUCAGGGAGCUACUUUAAGCUGCACGACGAGGACAAGAAACCAAAACUGCUGCAAAUUGGUCACUACGAUGUGCCGAACGUCAGCCGGUCGGAGUUGACACCGCUCAGUCCGCCGUCGGGGGAGCGGGGUCGCGCCGCCCGGCCCAAGCCCAGCACGUACCUGCCGCCGGCCUGGACCGAGGCUCAGACGCAGACGGAGGCCGCCGACCGGUCCCGCCGCUCCUGGCUCUGGCUCUGGACUCAGGUGCGCACGUUCAACGUCACAUUCCUGCUGUCGGCCGGCGAGUGGGCGGCGCUGAUCUCUGACCUGACGGGGUCGGCCGACCCAAUGACCUCGGCCGCCACCGAGCGCGCGCUGUUCGUGCUGACGGUGCUGGCGCUGGCGGCGCUGGCGCUGGCGUUGCUCCGACGACGGGACCGGUCUCAGCGGCCGUCGUGGCCGACGGGGCCGGCCUCGGGCGCCGACAGCACGGGCUCGCGCGGCUCCCAACGUCACGUGACGGCCGACCUCGAGCAGCUGGAGGACGGCGUCGUCCGCGUCGGCAAGAUCGCCUUCGACUCGGACGCCUGCAUCGGCAAGGGCUGCGAGGGCACGUUCGUCUUCAAGGGCUGGUUCGACGGCCGUGAUGUGGCAGUGAAGCGGCUGCUGCCGGACUGCUUCACGUUCGCCGACCGAGAGGUGGCGCUGCUCAGGGAGUCGGAUCAGCACCCCAACGUCAUCAGGUACUUCUGCAUGGAGCAGGACCGCCAGUUCCGCUACAUCGCGCUGGAGCUGUGCCUGUCCAACGUGCAGGACUACGUGCUGGGGCGGUACGAGGGGCCCGAUAUAGCGCCGCUCGCCAUCCUCAAGCAGGCCACCGCCGGACUGGGCCACCUGCACCAGCUCAACAUAGUUCAUCGCGACAUCAAGCCUCAUAACGUGCUGCUGGCGGCGCGCAGCGGCGGCCAGGCGGUGGCCAUGAUCUCCGACUUCGGCCUGUGCAAGAAGCUGUCGCGCGGGCGCGUGUCGUUCUCGCGCCGCUCGGGCGUGGCCGGCACCGAGGGCUGGAUCGCGCCGGAGAUGGCCGACGGAGAGGGGCGCGCGACGUGUUCCGUGGACGUGUUCUCCCUGGGCUGCGUCUUCUACUACGUGAUGAGCGGCGGCCACCACCCGUUCGGCGAGUCGUUCAGACGCCAGUACAAUAUCCUCAGCGGCGAGUACAGUCUCUCCCUCCUGAAGGACGUCACCGGCGUGUGUCUGAUCCGACGCAUGCUGUCGACGCCGGCCGAGCAGCGGCCGCUGGUGCCGGCCGUGCUGGCUCACCCGUUCUUCUGGCCGCCGCAGAAGGUGCUGCACUUCUUCCAGGACGUGAGUGACCGGAUCGAGAAGGAGGCUCCGGACUCUGAGCUGGUGCGCCGGCUGGAGCGGCGCGUGGAGCUCUCGGGCGGCGACUGGAGGGAGCGCAUCGACCCGUUCGUGCUCAGCGACCUCGGCAAGUUCCGCUCGUACCGGGGCUCCAGCGUCCGCGACCUGCUGCGCGCGCUCCGCAACAAGAGGAACCACUACCGGGAGCUGAGCGAGGAGGCGCGGCUGGCGCUGGGCGCGAUCCCGGACGGAUUCGUGCGCUACUGGACGGGCCGCUUCCCGCGGCUGCUGCGCAAUGUGUGGUCGGCGGCGCAGGCGGUGCGCAGUGAGCCCAUGUUUAGCAAGUACUACUGCGGCGAGUACGACUGGACGCUGGAGCCGGACCCAGACGCGGUGCCGCCGUGGCAAGCGCAGCCCCGCGCGCCGCUCGCCCCGGGCAUGUCCCUCAUCGGCGCUCUGCUGGAGACGGACGCUCGCAACCGG
Molecule: messenger RNA, 3281 nt
Organism: Pollicipes pollicipes
Lineage: Eukaryota; Metazoa; Arthropoda; Thecostraca; Pollicipedomorpha; Pollicipedidae
Product: serine/threonine-protein kinase/endoribonuclease IRE1-like
Biological process (GO): protein phosphorylation; IRE1-mediated unfolded protein response; intrinsic apoptotic signaling pathway in response to endoplasmic reticulum stress
Cellular component (GO): IRE1-TRAF2-ASK1 complex
Molecular function (GO): protein serine/threonine kinase activity; RNA endonuclease activity; ATP binding
Source: RefSeq, a predicted model, not a curated record